Nicotiana tabacum (common tobacco) is the source of this 2403-nucleotide messenger RNA. Lineage: Eukaryota; Viridiplantae; Streptophyta; Magnoliopsida; Solanales; Solanaceae. The record is from RefSeq and is a predicted model, not a curated record.
AUGGCAUGUUCUGACAGAAUUCACGAAUCAGUAGUGAAAGAAUUGAUGGAUAUAUUAUCAAUAAACCCAUAUUCUGUGUUUUUACGAUCUUUGGUACAUGUAUCGAACCUUCAAGAUUUCCACAUAGCCCUCAAAUGUGACUUAAAUUUGGACCAGAGAGUAUAUAAUUUGCCGACUUCAUCUGAAAUUGCAGCAAUAUGGACCGAGGAAAAUGAUGGCGUAGCCUUGAAUGCACCACAUAUUCUAAUUUACCCUCGCACUGAUCGAACACAAAUAGUGAAUUACUAUUAUGGCUGUUAUGAUGCAUUGCAAUAUCCGCUAUUAUUUCCGCUAGGGCAAAGUGGCUGGCAUUGUGGUAUUAAGAAGCUCCCAGUAAAUUGUCCUGCGUACUUAAGAACUGCGCAUCACGAAGAGGUACCAAGUAUAAGAAAUGUUACGUCACUUGACGGAUAUCUUGAAAUGGAAGCUAAAAUUCUUAAAAAGGGACAGCGACGAAGAGAUACUGUUUCUGUUCGUGAGUAUUAUUGUUACAAAUUACAAAUGAGAAAUGAUGAUGAAGAUGAAAUAUUGCAUACUGGAAGAAUAUUUCAGCAGUAUUCAGUUGAUGAAUACAUUAAACUCGAAACACAAAGGUUGGAUUUCGCAGCGUUCAAUCAAGAUUUAUUUAGGACGGCUAUGCUAGAAGGACUUCUUGACAUCUUGCGAUUGGGUGAACGCGAUGCUUCUAAUAUCGGAAACAAAAUUUCCUUCCAAGCUCCUUCAUUGGAGGGCCUCGGGAUAUGCGACAACGAUACAUGGAUGCUAUUGCGCUCGUGCAACAUUUCGAUAAAGGAACAUUUAAUUCCAACUGAUGAGUCGCAUAAUAGGCCUGAUUUGAUCAGCUGUGUAGUUAGAGCGAAAAUAGAAGAAUUCAAAAAGGAUAUACUAAAGCGAAAUAUCUUUGGAAAGGUAGCAGCUUUUAUGUACACUGUAGAGUUCCAAAAGCGAGGUUUACCACAUGCUCAUUUUCUUAUAAUAUUAACUAAUGAAUACAAAUUACUUACUCCAGCGGCUUACAAUAAUAUUAUUAGUGCUGAAAUACCUGAUGAGAAUGCAGAACCAGAUUUACAUUCGCUUGUUCUUAAACACAUGAUGCAUGGUCCAUGCGGCAAAUUUGACUGCCAUCUGAAUGUUGAAAUAUGCUCCGAUAUUAAAGUUGUUAAGUAUCUUUAUAAGUAUAUAUGUAAAGGACAUGACAAGAUUGCAUUUUCGGUACAUAAUAACGACACAAACGCAGAAAUAGAUGAAAUAAAGGCUGCUAGAUGGGUGUCGCCUCCCGAGGCUAUGUGGCGCUUAAGCAGCGCAAAUGUAGAUACACUUGUAAAUAAUCCGCUGAUUAAGCAGACAAUGCUAACACAAUUUUUCGAAAUGAAUAGAACAAACGCUGAGGCUAUGGAGCUCAAUCUAUUAUACCAGGAAUUCCCUGAACAUUUUGUUUGGUCUUCAACAGAGAAGAUGUGGACACCUCGGAAACAACGACAUGCUAUUGGUCGUGUUAUAACAUGUCAUCCAACGGAAGGUGAGCGAUAUUAUCUUAGAAUGUUAUUAAUGAAUAUUAGUAGAUCAAAAUUAUAUAAGGAUUUACUAACUAUUAAUGGAGAACGUUGCAGCACCUUUAGAGAAUCAGUGGAAAAACGGGGAUUGCUACAAAGUGACAAUAGUUUGCUUGAAUGCCUGUCAGAAGCAGCAAGUUACCAGAUGCUAUACAGUUUGAGACGUUUAUUUGCUACAUUACUGAUUUACUGUAAUCCUACGAAUCCAAGACAACUCUGGGAACAAUUUGAACAGCAUAUGUCCGAGGAUUAUACGUUGGUAUCCAAUAUUAACAAAACAAAUAUUCGAUACCAAGUUUUGAACCAUAUUAACGACAUAUUACACUCUAUGGGUGGUGACAUAAAUGAAUACCACCUCAUUACUGAAACAAUAAGGCCUUCAGUAGCGGCAAAAGAGGUACACUUUGAAAGGACCAUCACGGUGACUAAUGAGGAUAUACUAUUACACAAAAUGUUGAAUAAAGAUCAACUUAAAGCAUACAAUAUAAUUACAAAGAGAAUUUUUUCAAACAAAGCUGGAGCAUUCUUCAUUGACGGACCUGGAGGAACAGGGAAAACCUUUUUAUAUCGUGCAUUGUUGGCAACUGUACGAUCUAAAGGGUAUAUAGCAUUGGCAACUGCCACUUCCGGUGUAGCUGCAUCUAUACUCCCUGGUGGACGAACUGCACAUUCACGUUUUAAAAUACCAAUAAAUACUGACGACAAUGUGAGCUGCAACAUCAGCAAACAAAGCUCACUUGCCUGUUUGAUUCAGGAUACAAAAUUAAUUAUAUGGGAUGGAGUAUCUAUGGUGAAAAAAAAGAAUGAUUGA